Paramecium pentaurelia is the source of this 693-nucleotide messenger RNA. The record is from the annotation of a GenBank genome assembly. NCBI's taxonomy places the organism in Eukaryota, Ciliophora, Oligohymenophorea, Peniculida, Parameciidae.
AUGGAUUAACAAAAUCAAAGUUAAAGAGUUGUAAUCUGUAGCGAAUUACCAGAAAAUCCUAUAGCCACUAAAAUGACAUAAAAAGAAGAUAGAACUUGUGGAGGAAGAUUUAGAUGGAAUUUGAUUAUUAAUGGUAUCAUUAUUAUUAUGGCUGCCUUUCCUUUCUAUCUACCCUUAGAAGCAACUUUGGGAAUUAAUUGCUUUUAUGCUUCAUUAUGGAUGAUAUUUACUAUCUUGGCUGCCCUUACAUAAUCAAAAAUUCAUUAAACAAUGAAAAAAUUCUAAAAUAACAUGGAAUAAUCUUCACUUCCAAAUAGUUCACAAAUUAAAUUUAUUUUAAUAACUUUCAUAUACAAAGAACCUUUAGAAUUACUUUUGAAAACCCUUCAAAAUGUUUCACAACAAAGAAUUGCCAAAGAGAUAAUAAUGUUAGUAUGUAUGGAAGAAAAAACACCAGAUAAAGAAACAAAAUUAAGUCCGUUUAUGAAUAAUUCAAAGACUGUUUUGGUUAAUUAAUUAUAACUGUUCAUCCUUAUGGAACACCUGGAGAAAUACCAGGUAAAUGUUCUAAUAAUAAUUAUGGUAUUAGAUCUGUCUUAGCUCAUCUAAAAAAAAGUGAUCCUAACCUUGAUCCAAAUAAGUAUUUUGUAACUAAUUUUGAUGUUGAUACAAUCUUUCUAAAAACUUACUUGA